AUGGCCAAGCGAUUAAACAAAGAUGGAGUGAAAAAAUUAUUUUUGAAAUGGGAUAAUGGCAAUCAUAUAUUGUCACUAGCUGAAAUUGAUCGAGCAAUAACAUAUUGGAAUCCCGAAUAUGGAACAGAUAAAAGAGCGAUAAUGAGAGCGUUUAGAGCAGCAGACAGUAAUGGGAAUGGUUUCGUCGACUUAUUAGAAUUUGGUUUAUUACUGGAUCUUCUUGUAUAUUACAAUGAUCUAAGUCAAAAAUUUAAAGUAUUGGAUAUAAAUGGUGAUAAACGAAUCAGUUUUGAUGAAUUCAAAAAAGGUUACGCACAGGAAGGUCGCAGUAUUUCUGAUCGAGCUGAGUUGAAAAGAGAAUUUGAUGCAAUAGAUACGAAUCAUGGAGGAUAUAUUCUGUUCGAUGAGGGCUCGUGGGCAACUGCUGAUUUAUUAGAAAAAGUUCAUGGCAUCCUUCAAAUUGAUUCAGUUUUUUUGUUUUGUGUAGAAAAGGAUAAAUAUGAAAAAGUCUUAUUAUCUGAUUUAAACUAUAGUAAAAUCGUUGAUAUAUUUAUUGAGCAAGAAACAUUGAUGAAAACACGGCAAGAUGCUGAAGAUGCCUUGGAACUCGAGCCAAAGCAAAUCAAAUAUUAUCGCGUUCUAUCCAAAGCUCUUCUUGGUCUAAAUCUUGAAAAGGAAGCAGAAGCUGCGUGUGUCGAAGGUCUCAAGCUGGAUCCUCGAGACCCUACAUUGCUCACGCGUCAACGUGAUUGUAAAGCCGUUUUGGCCAUUGAAUAUUGCGCGAAAAGCAAUCCUCGACCAACAAAACCUGAUGAAUAG
Molecule: messenger RNA, 819 nt
Organism: Didymodactylos carnosus
Lineage: Eukaryota; Metazoa; Rotifera; Eurotatoria; Philodinida; Philodinidae
Source: the annotation of a GenBank genome assembly